AGGUGGACUGAUAGAUAUAUGGUACCUUAGAACUACUACUACAACUACUCUCCCUCCCUCUCUGUCUCUGAAGAACAACAACAAUAGACUUUUUAAUUUUUCAUCUUUCUUGUUCUUGAGAUGGGAUCAACCGAUGCUGAUACUGCUGCUGCUGUUGGUAGAAAACCGGCGGUUUUGAUGAUCUGCGGUGAUUAUAUGGAGGACUACGAGGUGAUUGUUCCAUUUCAAGCGCUUCAGGCGUUGGGUGUUCGAGUUGACUGUGUUUCUCCAAACAAGUAUUCGGGAGAUAAAUGCCUCACUGCUGUUCAUGACUACAUGGGUUAUGAGCUCUACACGGAAUUGCCAGGCCAUUCCUUCACAUUAAAUGGAAAUUUCACUGAUGUCAUACCCGAGUCAUACGAUGCUUUAAUCAUCCCCGGUGGCCGAUUCACCGAGUUGCUUAGUAUUGAUGAUAAGGUUCUUGACGUUGUCACUAAGUUUGCGGAAACAGGGAAACCAAUUGCUACAACAUGUCACAGCCAACUGAUACUAGUAUCAGCUGGGAUCAUGAAGGGGAAAAAAUGUACUGGGUUUCCAAGUUUGAAGCCUGUUAUUAAGCUAGCUGGAGGAUUUUGGUUGGAACCAGAGCCAAUGACUUCUUGCGCUCUUGAUGGGAACAUCAUAAGUGCUAUUGGUUGGCCUGCUCAUGCUGAUUAUCUAUCUAUUCUUUUAAGAUUAAUGGGAGCUAAAGUUUCAGGGAAUCAAAACAAAGCAGUCUUGUUCCUUUGUGGGGAUUAUGUCGAAGAUUACGAGAUAAAUGUGCCAUUCCAAGCUUUAGGAGGCUUAGGUUGUCGAGUGGAUGCUGUUAGCCCAACAAAGAAGAAAGGAGGGAAAUGUGUCACGGCUAUCCAUGAUCCUGAGGGUGCCCAAGUUUGUAGUGAAAAGCAGGGACACAACUUUAUUUUGAAUGCUAACUUCUCCGAUGUUAGGGUGGAGGAUUACGAUUGUCUUGUCAUACCAGGUGGGAGAUCACCAGAAUUCUUGGUCAUGGAUGAUGAAGUUGUCUCACUAGUGAAGGAAUUUGGAGAAAAGAACAAAGUCGUCUCUGGCAUUGGCAAUGGGAAGUGGCUCUUGGCUGCUGCUGGUCUUUUAGGGGGCAAGAAUUGCGCAAGUGGCUAUUCGAUGAAAGCCAUUGUUAAGGUUGCUGGUGGUAAGUUGGUUGAAUCAGCAGAGGCAGUGGCUCAUGAGAAGCUGCUGACAGCAACAGGAUGGCCAGCAUUACCAACCUUCAUUUCAGAACUUAUUAAUCUCUUAGGAAUUAGUGUGGUCUUCUGAAUUACUUCUCUGCUUGUCUGAUCAUGAAUUUAUAAUACAAAGGCCUCCUUUGGUGUGUUUUAAGAUAGCGCUGUAUCGGCUAGAACACCAAAAUGAAUCUUAAAAUCUGAAAUGAACUACACAAUUAUUAAGUUACAUGAUGCAAGUGGAGUUCCCAUCUAAAA
Messenger RNA from Papaver somniferum (opium poppy), 1478 nucleotides. RefSeq names its product DJ-1 protein homolog E-like. Bases 121 to 1314 code for a protein of 397 amino acids. The transcript is spliced from 4 exons. The record is from RefSeq and is a predicted model, not a curated record. NCBI's taxonomy places the organism in Eukaryota, Viridiplantae, Streptophyta, Magnoliopsida, Ranunculales, Papaveraceae.